Molecule: messenger RNA, 1383 nt
Organism: Phlebotomus argentipes
Lineage: Eukaryota; Metazoa; Arthropoda; Insecta; Diptera; Psychodidae
Gene: Hakai
Exons: 3
Coding region: 99-1277 (392 amino acids)
Biological process (GO): protein ubiquitination; regulation of cell adhesion
Molecular function (GO): ubiquitin protein ligase activity
Source: RefSeq, a predicted model, not a curated record
GCGCUGUAGUCGGUAGCUAGGAGUUUGUUUUUACAGCUGGAUGAGUUGAAUACCUCCGCUUUUCCAGCCUUUUCACUGGAUUUUUAGCCUCUCCAGAGAUGCCGAAGCGUGGACGACCGAGGAAAAAGAACGUCUGUGUGAUUGUGUCAGACGAGGAGCCGAUAAUGUCGCAAGAUUCGGAGGUGCAGAGCAAUGAAGAUGAGAAGGAAGAGGUUAACCAGGAAAACACUCCAGCUCCGGUUCCCAAGAUUGACAUGGAAGCGGACAUAUCUCAGUUGGAGGCACCGACUUUUACGACUAUUCAGCGAGGGCCUCCGGAACCGAUGUUGCGAUUAAAGUGGAACCAUCGAGUGAAUCUCAUAGGCGAAAAGGUGUUGAAUCCAAUGAUUCACUGCUGUGACAAGUGCUUGAAGCCGAUUUUGAUCUAUGGAAGGAUGAUUCCCUGUAAACACGUCUUCUGUCUGGCUUGCGCACCCACGGAACCUCUGAAGGAGUGUUUCCGAUGUAAGGAGAAGGUCUGCAGGGUGGAACAAUCUGGUCUGGGCUCGGUGUUUAUGUGCACGCACGGGGGAUCACGGUAUGGCAGCAAAGGUUGUCGACGGACUUACCUCUCGCAGAGAGAUCUUCAGGCGCACAUCAAUCAUCGUCAUAUGCCACAUUUGGUGGCCAAUCAGGAGAAUUCCAGCUCUGAUGUGACCAUGACUGAGCCACUGAAACCCACGCCGACAACAAAUCCACGGAAACUCUCCGGAAGCGAGAAUUCUGCACCACUCAGAGCCAACGUGAGGACUUCCCAGCAAUACUCGGUCAAUAUUCCAGUGGUGCAGAGUCAACAAACCACUAGGACAAAUCUUAUCACGGUGCCUCUUCAGGAUUCUCAACAAUCGGUGAUCUCGUCGAUUGUGAGCAUCGGAGGGCAGCAGGCGACUCAGCAUGGAGACAUUGGAGUGUCCUCUAAUCCGUACUUUGCCAUGAGCACCGCUCAGAGCCUAUAUUCGCAGGGCAGUCAAAACUUCUCCAGCAUCACCUCACUUGUGCACAGCGCGGCUGCUAAUCAAGUGACCAUGGCCAGCCAGCAGGCUAGAAACAUGAGCAAUCUGCCACCGAGUACAAUGGCUAAUCAGAACCCUGCCACCACUGCAUCCCAAUUCUUCAAUCAAUACUCCGGACAGAACCAAUAUUAUCAGAACUCCUCUGGAUACGAUCAGCAAAUGUACAAUGCCAAUGUGCAGCAGAAUCAGCAUUGGAACCAGCAAAAUCAACAAUACUAUAGAUAGAUACAUAAGAGCCAAGUAUGUUGACCUUUUUUUCUUUUCAUUUUCCCUCUUCGAACCCUUCGAACACUUUCUUGUGAAUAAAGUGUGUGCAAAGUGGAAUAAACUU